AUGCCAGUCGAAAGGCCGAGUGCGUUCUCGGGCAAUAAGCGGCCCCACAAUCAGUUGGGGCUCGUUCCGGCGAAGAAAUUGAAGCCAGAAGGAGGACAGCUUGUUGUGCAACAGGAAGAAAAGAAGAUUGAUGGACCGCGUCAUAUGCUCCGAUAUACUGGUCCGAUCAACAGAGCUCUGGUUGAACAAGGCGUCGAUAGAACUUCCUCUUUGCUUGCUCCCAUCAUGUUGCUCGAAGGACAUGAAGGAGAAAUCUACUGCGGAAAAUUCUCUAAAGACGGGAAAUCUUUCGUCUCUGCCGGGCACGAUCGUCACAUUAUGUACUGGGAUGUUUUCGGCGAGUGCUUGAAUUAUCAUCAGAUUCCAAAUGCACACAAGGGUUCGAUUUUGGAUCUGCAAUUUGGCCAGGAAGGGGAGCACUUCUUCACCGCGUCGAGUGACAAUACAGUUGGAAUGUUUGACUUUAAAGCUGGCCAGAGAGUCAAGCGAAUGAAAGGACACCAAGGAAUCGUCAAUGCUGUUCAUGCUGCAAGACGAGGAGAUCCGCUUGUUGUAUCAGCAUCUGAUGACUGUUCGAUUAAAAUUUGGGACACGAGAAGAAAGGGAUUCAUUGACGACUUGAAGUGUCGAUAUCAAAUGACUUCUGUGACGUUCAACGACACUUCUGAUCAAGUCAUUUGCGCAGGAAUCGAUAACGUUGUCAAGAUUUAUGAUAGAAGAACCAAGCGGGUUUGCACGAAUAUGAAAGGCCACAACGACACAGUAACAUCACUUGCACUUUCGAAUUGCGGCUCGUACGUUUUGUCGAAUUCGAUGGAUAAUACUUUGAGAGUUUGGGACGUGAGACCAUUUGUCGCCAAAGAGCGAAUGGUUAAAAUGUUCAUGGGCCACAAGCACAACUUUGAAAUGAACCUGCUCAAAUGCGCAUGGAGUCCUGAUGAUUCGAAGAUUACUUGCGGUUCUGCGGAUAGGUACGUCUACGUUUGGGACGUUAACUCCCGCUCGCUCCAGUACAAACUUCCUGGUCAUAUGGGAUCUGUGAACGAUGCUCAAUUCUACCCUAACACCAAAGAACCAAUUAUUGCUUCUGUGGCAUCCGACAAGGCAAUUUACUUAGGAGAAAUUCAACCAUCUCAAGCUUGA
This is a messenger RNA of Oikopleura dioica, 1143 nucleotides long. The record is from the annotation of a GenBank genome assembly. NCBI's taxonomy places the organism in Eukaryota, Metazoa, Chordata, Appendicularia, Copelata, Oikopleuridae.